AUGGCCGACCCUUUUUCUAUCGCUGCAAGUGUGGCCGGAAUUCUUUCGCUUGGUAUAGAAAGCUGCAAGCUCAUCGUGAAGUACUGCGAUGAUUUCCACGGCGCCGAUGAUCAGAUCGAGUCGAUCGCGUUGAAGGCUGGUGGUCUCUCAUCCACACUCCAACAGAUCAAUACUCUUCUAAAAGAGACCGAUGGAGUUCAUCCCAAAAUUGCCAGCGAUAUACGAGAAAAAGUCCUGCAAAAUGAAACCUGGAUUACGAAGAUCAACAAACGAGUUGCGAACUUGUCUAUGGCGUCGUCGAGUAAUGGUUUGAGCGAUAAACUGCGCGCCACUGCUAAGAAGGCCGCAUUCCCUUUGAAGAAGAACUCUCUCAUUGAUACAGUUGAGAUAUUACAAGGGUUGCAGAUGAAUCUCCACACAGCAUUACUCACCCUACAAAUCCAGCAUGUAUCAGCCCUCAGUAAGCAGACAGAACUCAUAGAACGAGUGGAAAGCUUGGUGCUGGUGCGAACAGGCCAGCUUGGUAUGGACAUGGGCAGGAUGGAAUUGGCAAUUCGAAACACGCCAGAACCUCAACAACAGCAAGUUUCGAGACAAUCAUACAGUAUGCCGUGCGUGUGCUCAAAUAAUAUGACACGCUUCGGUCAUGGAAUGGAAAUUCGUCGGAAGUGCCCACGGCAUAAGCAUUUCACGCACACAAAAACACAGUCGAAGAGCUUUACCUUUACCAGCUCCUGGUUUGGACUCUCGAUUGAGGCAGCAAUAUCCAUCUCAAAGAGGGCGAAUGGGCUCUCGAUCAGCCCAACUCUUCAUUUCCACGCGAUUGUCCCCGAUGAUUCCCCCGCAUUCGAGCUUAUGAGAAAUUGGCCGGAAUGGGCCGCGACGGCUGAAGAGAUUGCAAGUCAUUUUAACAUGGUUGUGCAGGAGCUACAACAGCUCUUCGAUCAAGGCCGCGCAACUCCCUUUGAUAGGACUGCGGAUGGCGAGACCUUGUUGCAUACUGCAAGUUUUGAAUACUUUGGGUACAAUACAGGGGCCCCCGCGUGGAAUCUAAUAAAGUACCUUGUUGAAGCCGGUUGUCCCAUAAACGAAGAAAACACAUGGGGUCACCUUGCAAUGGAUGUCGCCAUUUCUAAUGGGGAUGACACGGGAAAACAUGUCCUACGUUUCCUAGAGCUUGGUGCUGUGUUGACAGGCACUCAUUUACAAUUCUCCAAAAGUAUAAGGAUGGUGGAGCAUCUCUGGUCCCAUAAUAGAGAAGCAUUCUACGUGUCCGAUGCUGCUGAAGCUGUCCUGUCACAUUCCAAGAACCAGUUGAAACACCAUUUGGAACUCGCCAGAGACGACCAGCAAAAGCUAAGUAAGUUGUAUGAGCUCUGCUCUUACUGGGCAGACGGAAUCCGCAUUCUCCACGAGGCCGGUGGCGAGAUACCAACAUCGAAGAAGAAUUAUUUGCUUCAGACAGCAAUAUGGCGUGAUUCCAUUGAAUCUGCACAGGCUUUUGUGGAUAUUGGAGCUGUCGCCGAGAGCUACCUCAUACCUAUGUCCAAGUCAAAGCCAAUGGAGGACAUCCUGAUCCAGGACCUCGUUUCCAAAGGAAAGCACCUUUUAAUGCUUGCCAAAUCUUUACCACCACAUGUCCAACUGAAGCUUGAACUGCAAAAUGGCCACCUCCCUGACCGAAAGGCGCAGUGCAUUGUUCUUGAACUGGAAUCGCGUGGGAUCCCCAUCGACCCAUGGUUCAGAUACUAUAAUACACAUCCUGUAUUUUGUGAAUUUGAACUGCGUCCAGACCAAAUGGAGCGGCUGUACCAGGCUGGCUUUAGGGACGUGGACGCACCUGAUAGUCAUGGAUACACGCCCCUAAUGCAAGCCAACACACAUGGCUUUUCGCUGUACAGCAUCCAGAAUGCUCUCGAGAGGAUCCCGUGGCUAGUCAACAAGGGUGCGAGCCUCGACGCCGUCUGCCAAAGCAAUGGAAUAUCGGCCCGCAGUCUAGUCAUCUUUAAUAUUGUGACCGCGACAAUGCGAUUUCUGACGGGAUAUUAUGGGAAUUCCCCCGCCGACAAUUGGGAUACCAGGCUUGCUGAAUUAUGCUCUCUCCUCACCAUGAAGAGCUUUCUCUUCCAGCAACUCCUGGGAUCCAAAAGCACAAAUGAAGCUCAGUGCUUCUGUUCAGUACCGAACGGCUCCCUAUCGAUGUUCUUGUGCUUUGCCACGAAUAUCGCCCUUUAUGUAAUGUUUAGGACAGAGACCAACACAACAGUCCGAAAGUCGCUAAGCACACUUUAUGAGGCUUUUUUGACUAAGCUGCAAAUAGAACCUCGAACUUCAUACGACAUUAUCCGGCUCCUGACUUUCACGGACCUUGGGCUCACUCAUACUUGCUGGCAUAUAGGAGGAAAGGACUGGCGGACCACGACCUUGGAUCCGUUCGACGAAAAAGAGGCCACAGAAAUUCGCGAUGAAGAGAGAUACACGAUAGAAGAGCUCGAGGACCUGGUUGUGGAAUUGCAGCGCGAGUAUAAUGCAUUAGAGAUUCCAUUGUGGGAGUAUAUCCAGAAACACUGGUGUGAUCGGAUGAGCGACUACCUCGAGAAGCAUGGAGAUAGUAUCACUGAUGAUUCCAUGUGCAGUAUACUGAGGCCGAGUGUGUUGGAAACUUAG
This is a messenger RNA of Aspergillus versicolor CBS 583.65, 2667 nucleotides long. RefSeq lists its product as uncharacterized. The record is from RefSeq and is a predicted model, not a curated record. Bases 1 to 2667 code for a protein of 888 amino acids. NCBI's taxonomy places the organism in Eukaryota, Fungi, Ascomycota, Eurotiomycetes, Eurotiales, Aspergillaceae. The transcript is spliced from 5 exons.